Messenger RNA from Fusarium sp. VM40, 1716 nucleotides. The record is from the annotation of a GenBank genome assembly. Lineage: Eukaryota; Fungi; Ascomycota; Sordariomycetes; Hypocreales; Nectriaceae.
AUGGCUUCCGAGAUUCAACCCAAACACGAAGCCCUCGAGGCUCAGGAUGGCUCCCCGCGGUAUGACGAGAAGAUGGGCACCUCAGAACCCAUCGACGCGCCGAAGAAGUCGUGGGCACUGCGCAAUGGACUAACGCCCGCAUCUUUCGGCCCCCAUGAGGAUUAUUCCAAGGGCACCGUUGAGUUGUCGCGAGACAUGAAGCCUCGUCAUCUUAACAUGAUCGCUAUUGGUGGCAGUAUCGGAGCUGGUUUCUUCGUUGGUAGUGGUGGUGCUCUACAGACUGGUGGCCCUGGCUCAUUAACGAUUGGUUUCUUGAUCAUGGGUGUUAUGAUCUUCAAUGUCGUCUACGCUCUUGGUGAACUCGCCGUCAUGUACCCUGUGUCAGGUGGUUUCUACACCUAUGCCAACCGAUUCGUGGAUCCUUCUUGGGGUUUCGCCAUGGGAUGGAACUAUGUCAUGCAAUGGGCUUUUGUUCUUCCUCUCGAACUGACAGUCUGCGGUACAGUCAUUCAGUACUGGGCACCAGAUACCAGCGUCGCUAUCUGGGUCAGCGUCUUCCUUGCCGUCAUUAUCAUCGUCAACAUCUUUGGAACCCUUGGAUAUGCUGAGGAAGAGUUUUGGGCCGCUCUGCUAAAACUUUCUGCCACUGUCAUCUUCAUGAUUAUCGCUGUCGUCCUUGUCUGUGGAGGAGGCCCAAGCAACGGUAUUUACGAUGAGUACUGGGGAGCCAAGCUUUGGCACAACCCCGGAGCCUUCCAGCAUGGUUUCCGAGGAUUCUGCGGUGUGUUUGUUACUGCUGCCUUCUCCUUCAGUGGAACAGAACUCGUCGGUCUGGCUGCUGCAGAGGCACAGAACCCCGCUAAGGCCCUUCCUGGCGCCAUUAAGCAGGUUUUCUGGCGAAUCACCCUCUUCUACGUCGUUGGUCUUCUUCUCGUCGGCUUCCUGGUUGAUUCUACCGAUGAGAGACUUCUCAACGCUGGAAACAACAACCCAAGCGCCUCGCCAUUCGUCAUCGCCGCCUCAAACGCUGGUCUCAAGGGGUACGAUUCCUUCAUGAAUGUUAUCAUCCUCGUGUCUGUCCUCUCCAUCGGUGUGUCUUGUGUCUACGGUGGUAGCCGAACUCUGGUCGCUCUCGCCCAACAGGGUUACGCUCCUAAGUUCUUCGCAUUCAUCGACAAGUCGGGACGUCCUCUUCCUGCUGUGGUCUCGAUCAUUGCCAUCGGUGCUCUCGGAUAUAUCAGCGUCAACGGUGAUGGAACUACUGUCUUCAUCUGGCUGCAGGCUCUUUCUGGUCUUGCUGCCUUGUUUACCUGGGGCUCCAUCUGUCUUUGCCAUAUUCGUUUCCGACAGGCUUGGAAAUACCAUGGCCACACCCUUGAUGAGAUUCCAUUCCAGCACGUCUUUGGUGUUUGGGGUUCAUGGGUUGGCCUCAUUCUGAUUGUUAUUGUUCUCAUCGCCCAGUUCUACACUGCCAUUACCAACAUUGAUGGAUCUCUCGGUACUGCGGAGGGCUUCUUCCAAUCCUACUUGGCUCUACCUGUGGUCAUUGCCUUCUAUAUCAUUGGCUAUGUCUGGAAGAGGGAAGGAUGGAGGAAGGUCAGCGAGAUUGAUCUCGACACUGGUCGUCGUGAGCACGAUUGGGACACUAUCAACGCUUACCGUGCGCGGCUUGCCAACGGACCAGCCUGGAAGCGUUUGAUGCAUCACCUGUUUUAG